Molecule: messenger RNA, 5694 nt
Organism: Spirodela intermedia
Lineage: Eukaryota; Viridiplantae; Streptophyta; Magnoliopsida; Alismatales; Araceae
Source: the annotation of a GenBank genome assembly
AUGAGGAGUUGGUCAACAUUGAUUUCCCCAAUGGGAGGGUAUCACAUUUAUUCAAAUGAAAUAAAGUCAAAUAGUGGCCACACCAAUUUGUAACACAUUUGGCAUUUGUUGUACCAACCCCAUGGAACCCACAACAUUGGUAUCUCAUUUGCUAAUAGUUAUCAUUUUUUAAUUAUGAUAGGGGGUAUAUUUUUAUUAUUUCCUUAAUGCUGCUAGAGUCAUCCUCCAUUUAUCUUCAACUAUAGAGUAAUUUAUCGUCAUUAUCUUUAGGCAUUUUACUUGAAAAAAAAAUCAAAAUUACAUUUAUUUUUUAUAAUAUUACAGCUCAAUGCACACCCCAUGAGAGGAUCAUCAGGUCAUGACCUCACGCUGGAAACUACUAUGGAAUCAAUUAGGUUGGCAACUAAGUCGUAGGGAUCCAGGUAAGAUGGAAAGAUGAGCAAGGGAAGUCAACUAUAAUAUCAACGAGGAGAAAAAGUCCACAAUGCCACGAAUAGAACGUGAUGUGCAUGGAUAAACAACAUCGCCUUGUGUUUACCAACUCCUCCCACUUCGUGCCGCGUCAACGUUGAUCUCCUAGGAAGGGCGACAGGUGCUUCUUCUGUCCGCCGUUUUUUCCUGCUUCUCAGGAGGCAGAACAGAAAAUCUCAAAGUCAAAGGUGGCCGAACGAUAGAGUUUCCCGGGUCCUUCCAAAAUUGUCCGUGGCGCCCAUACGACCGAUUCGGAACGGACAAAUCGGACGGUCUGAUUGAGCCAACUAUUUAGCUCGACGCACGCCGAUGGCGUAGACUUUAAUGCCUAUGCUCGGUGGGAUUAUGUUUAUUUAUUCCCUCUAUUCUUUGAGAAAAUGCAUACAACUCUUAUCUCUUUGUAAUUAAACUUAUACCCUCUUUCCAUGAAGAUAUCGGACCAUUUUGAGAACUUAAAGGGAGAAUCAAUUCUCUCUGUGUUGCGUAUAAUAGAGUAAAAAUAUUACAAAUUAUAAUUACGUGGUAUAAACUAAAUUCUACAUCUUUUGGGGGAAGAAUUUUAGACAAUGACGAACCACCGCCGUCCUCUUCAUCCCUGUCACUCUAAUGAUGAGAGAGAGAGAGAGAGAGAGAGAAGGGAAGACCGUUUCCUUCAUCCGCGCAAUUAUAUGUACCUCUGAGGAGCUGCCGCUGCAUCCCGUUCUUUGUUCUGUGUCCGAGAAGAGAAACCUCGGAAAGGGCGGGCGAGGAGAAGAAGAAGGGGAAAGAGAGUGCAAGUAUUAAAGCUUGCUCGGCGAUUCCCUUAUUGAAGAAUGGUGAGUAGCUUUUGCUAGUCUAGUAUCUGUAUUUGCAUGAGCCGGACUAGUUUCAUUGUGGGUUUUAGUCGCCUUGUUGAUUGAUCAAUUCUGGGCAUAAAAAAAUCUUGUUAUCUUGGGUUGUCAGCCUCUCAGAUUCCGGGCGCAGAGCUGUUUCUCUCUCUCUACAGAAGACGGGGCAGUUGUGGAUUGUUUUCUAGGGAUUCCAGAGUGAGAAUUAUCGGUUCUCUUAUGAAGGAUUUCUUACUGGAUACCUAUACAGCAGUUUGGAAAUUAUUUCAUCUCUCUCCUUUGAUUUUUCUAGCCGAGUGUGUACUUUUAAGUUUGUAUUUUUAUUUUUAGUUUUAUUAUUUUUCCAUUUUUUUAGGCAUGAACAACGAUCAUCCGGGAGUUGAUCAUUAGCGUUCAUGCCAUUCGUUCAGGAUUUUGAUACUUUCGUAUGAUAUGGAGCCCAGCAAAACGAAAAGGAUGAUGAAAUCCUCGCAUAUUAGCAUGCCGAUUUCCCAUUCCUCAACUGGUAUCACAUGUUUUAUGAUUCAUUUAGCUGUUUCUUGCCUGAAUUUUCCCAUGGUCAGAAUAUAUGUACGCAAUUUCAGACCAAAAAAAAGCCAGAAUCCUCAAUCUAUGGCACUAAUAUCACAUAAUCAACUCCUGAACAAUAAUCAUUCAGGUCUCCAAAAGCAGAAAGUCUAUGGGCGCUAGAUUUUGCCCCUCCAACUUUUUUUCGAAGUCAUCCAGCUGUUCAUUGAUUGAGUUUUUCUGCGAUCAAAAACCAAGAUGUUGGAGCCAAACAGUUUACGAGUUGACCAAAUCAUUGGAAUUCUGAAGAAACGAAGGAGCAACUCAAAGAUUCUCAAAUGAGCCGCUAUAUAAUCCUCUUAUCUCUAGAUUUUGAUUUGAAUUUUUUUGAGUGCCCCUCGUCUCAUUAGACUUUCUUGUGGGAAGAGUUAUGGGGUGGUUCAAGGAAUUGCCUGGAUCCAAAACGUUUUUUCAUAUCUCUCUGAUCCAUUCAGGUGCUCUUUGGUUGACCGUCAGAACCUGAUGUAUGCACUCACAGUGCACCUGGCAUUCUGAAGAGAUGAGUGAAAGUCCAAUACCACUUAAAACAAGCGCUUGUAGGAAUGAGAGGCGUAUCUAAUGAUGGCCCAUUUUUCUUGACAUCCAUUGGGCUUUCUCCUUGGUUAGAAUUUGUUUGUGGGACGAAGCAUUGGGUGCUUGAUCAAUUCACGGAUCAUAUGAUGAUUUGAGCGAAUUUGUAAAUUUUCUAUAUUUCUUUUUUUUUGGCCUCGUUGCUCAAUCUGACUGACUCAUGGAACAUGCCCUAGGUUUGAAUUUUUCCCAGGUAGGAAAGAUUUCUAAUCAGAAAGGAGGAGAAGGAAUAACACUGCUUAAAAGUAAUAUCUGGAUUGGCGAGUCUCUCAGAGUAGUCAGUUUCAUAAAAUAUACAGUUGGAUUAAUUAGAUUUCAUCAGUCUCAUUGUGUUCAUUUCUAAUAAAUUUUCUGUACAUUUUGAUUCUCUUGUCUGCCCAUAAUUUUUCUCUAAUUAUCAAGAUAAAAGAUAUAUAAAACCAUUUUGUCCCCACAAUCCGGGUCAUCUCUCUCUCUCUCUCUCUCUCUCUCUCUCUCUCUACUUCAUAUGGGCCCUGCCAAGAUACCAUUUUGGCUACUCUUGCAAACUCUAAGUGUUAUAAAGAUGCCCAUAUUCUUGCCAGAUUUGGCAUCGCCUGGCCAACUAGCACCACAAUUGACUCCAAGGACUAGAAAUUUCCCAGAUUUUACAGAGACUUCAUCCUGCUCACGAGGGUCCAUGAAACUUCUAUGAUCAUCAUUAUUAUUUAUUCACAAAAAUCACCGCUGCAGGCUUCAUCGGUGCCCAAGUUUGGUGGGUGGAAUGAAAACGACCCUUCAUCGGCUGCUGGCUACACGGUGGUCUUCGAAAAAGUGAGGACUGAGAAGAAAGCCCCAAAUGCUACCACUGAGUCACAUGUGAGACCUGCCCCAGCCGAUUCCAGGAACAAAGCUCCGGUGAGUUGGGGUCCCCUGGGGUUGGGGAUUGGAGUUGUUAUUUUCUUUCCCUAUUUAGGCUUUUAUCCCUAGUUGGCAUCUGUGGUAUCUUAGUGAGCUGAUUCUUGGAUAUGUGAGUUCAAAAAACCGAUAAUCCUCUGCUCAUAUGAAAGUUUUAUCGGGUGUCGAUAGCAUCCAGUUUUGACCACCUUAUCGCAUGUUCUUGAGGUAGAUGCCAAUCAUCAGUAUGCUGGUGGGUAGCUUGCCCCAAGUGGAAUGUCUCUUCUGGUUCUUGAUUUCUGGCACAAAUCUGAUCAUUGAGACUCUCGGAUUCUAUGCUUGGAUUAUCAGCGUUGAGUGGGGGAGUGACUCCUUGUGUUAUUUAACUUUGUGCCGCAGAUUUUUUUUUUUUUUAUUGGGUUUCUAGAUUUCUCAUCUUGUGUUGUCGUCAUAGAAAAUCGGAAUCCAUCUACUGUUUUUAUCAACUUUUUUACCUCUCUUCCCUCCCCCAAUCACCAAACCAGCAGAAGAAUGAUCUGCUCAGUGUUUGUAUGAACACAACGAAGAUCUCUCUCCCCCCCCCAAGAACUCCAAUAAAUAGAAGAAACCCUAGAUUUCAUUCAUUAUUUCCCUUGAUUUAUUCACCAAUUAUUCGGGACCCACUUCGGAAAUCAAAUACAAAAGGAGGAUCCAGUGGCAAGGCCUCCUGCCCAUCUGCCAAUAUGCAUCUAAGAAUGAGAUGGCAUGGCAUGAUCGGACUCCAACUUUGUGCAUAGUUGGAAGAAAUCUUCUUAUUUUGGGAAGAAAACAAUUUCCCUGUUUGGCAAUGUCUUUAGUUUAUCACCAUUUUGACAGCUUGUUCACCAUCGUUCUAAUAAAAAAAAUCCUCUUCCUGAUGCAGCGGUGCUCGUGCUUCAGCUGGCUGGGGAAAUGAUGCUGGUCAAAGUCUCCUCGAGGAUCUCAUCCACCCUUGGAGAAUUCUGCUCAUUCAUUCAUAUGAAUUCCACACCUCCCCUCCCCCCCCCCCUCACCAGUGGGUUUGAUUCCACAUGAAUUUUAGAAUCUGCCAUGAAGGUUGACUCUGUCUUGAUAGAACAUCUGAGUGGAGUACGUAUGGUUCAGCUGUGUAUGAUAAUACAAGGAGGGGCUGGCCGUUUGUGUGAUUCUCUCUCUUGGUUAUCUUCUUGUUCAUGGAAAUGCCUAGAUUACCGAUUUUGGCUUUCCCAUGAGUACCUGAAAGGGAAAUUUCUUGUAUCCGUUGACUUCUAGCGUCCUGAUCACACGAGAAAAGUACCCAUCUAAAGCAAAUAUGUUGCCGUUGACAAUAUUAGUAAUAUAUAUUAUCAUUAUCUGUUCUAUAGAAUGUUUGGUUUAGCUGUGUAUGAUUCUCUCUCUUAGUUAUCUGCUUGUUCAUGGCCAUGCCAAGAUUACCGAUUUUGGCUUGCUAUGAGUACCUGAAAAGGAAAUUUCUUAUAUCCGUUGACUUCUAGCUGCUGAUCUCACAAGAAAAAUACCCAUGUAAACCAACAUAUGUUGCCGUUGACAAUGUUAGAUAUAUGUAUUAUUAUAUUUUCUAUAUUUUCCUUGUCUGCAUCCUCUUAUGCUAUCUUGCCUUCGUUACAUCUGAUUGGAUGUUGACUUGGAGUUAAAAAGUCAAAAUAUUUGGCAAGUAAAUAGGAUCGAUUGAUCUAAUUUUAUUUCUUAGAAAAGAAAUCAUGGGAUGGCAAUCACGUAAAAUCUCAAGAAAUCAUGGACUUGGGGCUUAGUUUGCAGGUCAGUGCCAUGUCGAUCUGAUAUCAUCAUCACUGAUUUGAUCCUCUCCAUAAUAUAUAUAUAUUUAAAAUUAUUAACAUAAAGGGUGCAAAAAGGGUUAGAUACUUAUUUAUCUCAAAUUUUAUGAAUUUUGGGCUUUAAAAAAAGGGAAGCGGGCAUAGGAGGUCUAAAACCAAUAUUAUAUAUAUAAGAGUUGAAAAUAAAUUUUAUAUAAGUUUUGGGUUUUGGAGGAAAAAGUUAGCCCUGACUCGACCUGUCAGAGCUCCCUGAUUGCGAAUUCAACUGUCAGGUCGGUGAGGGAGAGAGAGAGAGAGAGAGAGAGAGAGAGGCAGGUGGGGACGUUGACGGUUGACUUUAAUGAUUCCUCAAAGUCAAUCGUGUUCUCCCAUUCCCUUCCCCUUCGUUACUCUUUCUUAUAUCGUGAUCCUCAAAGUCGCUUAUCUGCUGCCUGCCUGCCUGCCUGCCUGCCUGCCUGGCUGCCUGGCUGCCUGCCUGCCUGCCUGCCUCUGCUCUGUCCGAGGAGAGAGAACUGGUUUGGUGGGUGAUUGGCUGGGUGGGGAGAGAACAAGCAGACGGGGGCGGAAGGAUUAGAGGCGUCAUCAGCACUCCUAUCUGCCGCGAAUGUCGGUGA